AUGCCACCACAGCAACGCAAACUCCAAGUCGCCAUCUCAGGCCUGGGACGCAUGGGCGCCCGCCACGCCCUAAACUUCCACGAACGCACUCCACGCGCAGAGCUCAUUGCAGCGUUCACUCCUGAACCCAAGGAAGCAGCAUGGGCAGCUAUUCACCUCCCCGGCGUGGUUGUUUACUCCGACUACGACGAGAUGCUCAAACACCCAGGUCUCGAAGCUGUAGUCGUAGCUACAGUGACUACUGCCCACGCACCCCAAGCCAUUGCAGCCAUCAACGCAGGCAAACACGUCCUCUGCGAAAAACCCCUCAGCACUUCCGUCGAAAUCUCUCAAAGCGUUGUUGAUGCAGCAAACAAACGGCCAGACCUAAAGGUGCUCUGUGGCUUCUCCCGUCGUUUCGAUGCUUCCUACCGCGAUGCCUUUAACCGUAUGGACAAUGCCGCCAUCGGUCGUCCCUCGAUCUUCCGCUCCCAAACCUGCGAUAAACUCGAUCCGUCAGGAUUCUUCGUCGAUUACGCUCAAUUCUCUGGCGGUAUCUUCGUCGACUGCAAUAUCCACGAUAUCGAUUUGGCACUGUGGUUCUUCGGGCAAGAUACACUGGUGAAAAGUGUGUAUGCGGUAGGAGUCACGGCAGUCCAGCCAGGGCUCAAGAAAUGGAAAGAUGUAGACAAUGGCGUGGGCGUUGUGGAGUUUUAUGGAAACAAAAUCGCAUACCUAUACUCUUCGAGAAUGAUGGCGGCAGGUCAACACGAUAUGACGGAGAUUAUCGGCACAGAGGGGAAACUGACAGUCAACGCAAACCCCAGCGGUACAUUGGUGGAAAUGUCCGAGCCGACAGGAAUCAGAAGAGAGAUUCCUGGAGAUUACUACGGAAGGUUCUACGAGGCGUUUGUGAGGGAGGCUAAUGAGUUUACCGCGGCUUGUUUGGAUGAUACCAAGUUGCCUUUCAAGUUGAGCGGUGCGGUUCAGGCUGUCAAGAUUGGUUGUGCUUUGCAAGAGUCGCUCAACAGUGGAAAGAAGAUUGAGUUUGAUGAGACUGGUCGCAGGAUUGAAAAGGCUUCUUUGUAG
Molecule: messenger RNA, 1068 nt
Organism: Aureobasidium melanogenum CBS 110374
Lineage: Eukaryota; Fungi; Ascomycota; Dothideomycetes; Dothideales; Saccotheciaceae
Product: NAD(P)-binding protein
Exons: 1
Coding region: 1-1068 (355 amino acids)
Biological process (GO): NADPH regeneration
Cellular component (GO): cytoplasm
Molecular function (GO): oxidoreductase activity; nucleotide binding
Source: RefSeq, a predicted model, not a curated record